Molecule: messenger RNA, 1334 nt
Organism: Pteropus alecto (black flying fox)
Lineage: Eukaryota; Metazoa; Chordata; Mammalia; Chiroptera; Pteropodidae
Gene: POLB
Product: DNA polymerase beta
Exons: 14
Coding region: 178-1185 (335 amino acids)
Biological process (GO): double-strand break repair via nonhomologous end joining
Cellular component (GO): nucleus
Molecular function (GO): DNA binding; DNA-directed DNA polymerase activity
Source: RefSeq, a predicted model, not a curated record
CGCGCGCCGCGCGCCGCGCCUCCUGUCAGAGGCAGCCAUUGUUCAGCGGCUCACGCUGUCUGUGCCGGGGCUGGGCUGGUCCUACCCGCCUCUCCAAGUCCCUGCCCCUCCUUAAAGCUGGGAGAGGGGGCCAGUCCCCGGCUCUGAGUACUCAGGGGUUCUUGGGUGCCGGCCACCAUGAGCAAACGGAAGGCGCCACAGGAGACUCUCAACGGGGGAAUCACCGAUAUGCUCACAGAACUCGCAAACUUUGAGAAGAACGUGAACCAGGCUAUCCACAAGUACAAUGCUUACAGAAAAGCAGCAUCUGUGAUAGCAAAGUACCCACACAAAAUAAAGAGUGGAGCGGAAGCUAAGAAAUUGCCUGGAGUAGGAACAAAAAUUGCUGAAAAGAUUGAUGAGUUUUUAGCAACUGGAAAAUUGCGUAAACUGGAAAAGAUUCGGCAGGAUGAUACAAGUUCAUCCAUCAAUUUCCUGACUCGAGUUACUGGCAUUGGUCCAUCUGCUGCAAGGAAGUUCGUAGAUGAAGGAAUUAAAACAUUAGAAGAUCUCAGAAAAAAUGAAGAUAAAUUGAACCAUCAUCAGAGAAUUGGGCUGAAAUAUUUUGAAGACUUUGAGAAAAGAAUUCCUCGUGAAGAGAUGUUACAAAUGCAAGAUAUUGUACUAAAUGAAGUUAAAAAAGUGGAUUCUGAAUACAUUGCUACAGUCUGUGGCAGUUUCAGACGAGGUGCAGAGUCCAGUGGUGACAUGGAUGUUCUUCUGACCCAUCCAAGCUUUACCUCCGAAUCAACUAAACAGCCAAAGCUGUUACAUCGUGUUGUGGAGCAGUUACAAAAGGUUCAUUUUAUUACAGAUACUCUGUCAAAAGGUGAAACAAAGUUCAUGGGUGUAUGCCAGCUUCCCAAUAAAAAUGAUGAAAAGGAGUAUCCACACAGGAGAAUCGAUAUCAGAUUGAUACCCAAGGAUCAAUAUUAUUGUGGUGUUCUCUAUUUCACGGGCAGUGAUAUUUUCAAUAAGAAUAUGAGAGCGCAUGCCCUAGAAAAGGGCUUCACAAUCAAUGAAUACACAAUCCGUCCCUUGGGAGUCACUGGAGUUGCUGGAGAACCCCUGCCAGUGGAUAGUGAGAAAGACAUCUUUGACUAUAUCCAGUGGAAAUACCGAGAACCCAAGGAUCGAAGUGAAUGAUGCCUAUCCUUCCUCCCAGGCACAGCCCAACAGGAGUCUUAAUUUAUUUCUUAACCUUUGCUAUGUAAGGGUCUUUGGUGUUUUUAAAUGAUUGUUUCUUCUUUAUGCUUUAGCUUGCACUGUAGUCAAUAAAACCUCUUGGACGAUUA